AUGUCUUUAAAUGUUUGUGUUAUUCAACCCUUUACAUUAUUUUGGAAUAAAAUUGAAAAUUUAAAACAAAUACAGUCAAUCAUUGACCAUUCUUCUAAUGACAUCGACUUGUUUGUUUUACCUGAAACUUUUAAUACUGGUUUUCAACCUAAGGCUCAUCUUGUUGCUGAAGACCAUUCAUCAAGUCCAACACUUCAAUGGAUGAAAACAAUUGCCAAAACAAGGAAAUGCGCUAUUACUGGAUCGAUUACUAUUAAAGAUGGUGAAAGAAUUUAUAAUAGAAUGUAUUUUAUUUAUCCAUCUGAAGAAUGUGUUUGGUAUGAUAAACGUCAUUUAUAUCAAAUGGGAGGAGAAGGUUUAGAGUUUAGCAAUGGUUUAAAGAAAUGUAUUGUACACUAUAAAGGAUGGAAUAUCCUAUUGGCUGUGUGUUAUGAUUUACGAUUUCCUGUAUGGCUCAGAAAUACAUUAGAAAAUCAUUAUGAUAUUUUAAUUAUUGUUGGUUGUUGGAGUCUGUUAAAUCGAGCACAUUGGAAAAUAUUAACAAAAGCAAGAGCAAUAGAGAAUCAGUGCUUUGUUCUUGCUGCUAAUAAUUGUGGUUCUUUACCAAAUUGUUUACCAAACGAUGAAGACUCUCAUUAUGUAGGUGAAAGUGCAAUCAUUGACCCAUAUGGGAAGUAUAUUAUAAAAGGAAAGUGUGGGGUGCAAGACUCUUUAAAUACAACACUGACAAAGAGGAGUCAAGAGGCACUAAUAAGUACUUUUCCUGUAUUAAAAGAUGGUGAUUCUUUUAUGUUGAAAAAUUAA
Messenger RNA from Entamoeba dispar SAW760, 804 nucleotides. RefSeq lists its product as uncharacterized. The transcript has a single exon. Lineage: Eukaryota; Evosea; Mastigamoebida; Endamoebidae. Gene Ontology annotation, molecular function: omega-amidase activity; 2-oxoglutaramate amidase activity. Bases 1 to 804 code for a protein of 267 amino acids. The record is from RefSeq and is a predicted model, not a curated record.